This is a messenger RNA of Bactrocera tryoni, 5110 nucleotides long. RefSeq lists its product as uncharacterized. The transcript is spliced from 11 exons. Bases 1304 to 3856 code for a protein of 850 amino acids. Lineage: Eukaryota; Metazoa; Arthropoda; Insecta; Diptera; Tephritidae. The record is from RefSeq and is a predicted model, not a curated record.
CAAAUCGCGACGUUUCAGCGUACGGAUGCGACCAUAAUUGUGGCGCGUGAACGCAGCGUGCUUAUUUCCUACAGAUAUAUAUCACAGGAUUGCCGAUUAUAAAAUCCACUAGUGCGAAUUUCACAUGAUUCGUCCAAGCAGGUUGGCGUGUAGUGAUAGCUAAACUAAUUGUAUGUGAAAGUUUUCGAUAACCAAAUGGUUCUCAGUGUGUGAGUGCGUAUUUGGCAAUAAUUUUCGCAAACAUUGGCGGAAACGGAACCAACCGCCUACCAACCUCAUUCCAUUGCCGUGGUCCAAAUAUUUUACCAUUUUGUUAGCUAGUGUCGGUGCAAGCACUCGCGCUAUACGCGGGAAUUUCCGUCUGUCGUCCUUGUGUGCGUCGCGUUUCGCUGUCGCUUUCGGUAAGUUCACGUUAAUUGUUCGUGAGUCGGUCGGACGUAUGAUCGGUAUUUGCAUCGGUCAAGCAUUUUAAACGAUAUAUGACUUUCGGUGGCGAAAAGUCCACAGUGUUUGUGUGUGUGUAUGUGUAAAUUUUAUCAGCCACUAACAAAAAUCGAGCGCAAUUAUUUAAUAGCUGACCAAAGGUGCCAGCUGCUCACUGCGAAUGGAUUUCGACCUUGCAGACUCGCAUUCGUGGCUCCUUACUAAGAAGGUGCAUGAGAUCUUCGCCUCAAGCGCCGCUGUUCGCAAUUAGUUGGCCAAAAUGUCUGAUUGCAAGCAACCGGAAAAUUUAUUACACGGCAGCAACAACAGACAGCGGACCAAAGCAACUUGAACGCGGCUGAGAGAAGCUGAAGCUGCAAUUGCGCAAUGCGUCUGCGGAGAUAGCGGAAAGAAAGUGUGAAACGGAUAAGGUGUGGACGAGUGCGAGAGAUCAAGCCCUCGAGUACCAGCUCUAUAAACGGACCUCAAUAUGUAUUUGUGUCCGGUUCAAAUAAAUUAAAUCAUCACCAACUUAUAUGCGAAUAUUAACAGAGAACAAAACUCAACGACUUAAUCCGGUUUAGAGCCUGCAGCGCCACCGCUUUUCAGCAUCUGCCUUAUACUCUUACAUAGACAUAAGCGUAUACGAUUGUGAGUUGACCUCAGUUGGAAAAUUUAUAACAAUAUUGUAGGGAUUAAAGUGCAAUUCGCUAGCGUUCAAUAAUAAAUAUCAACAUCUAGUGAAUAAAUAAUACAUUUAUAUGCGUGUGUAUGUAUGCGUGUUUAAUUUAAUAUCGUAAAAAAUAGAAACGUUUACACUUCCGGUGCAAUUGCAGCAGACAAAGCCGACAAAUAGCUGAACAACAACACCAACAAUAAAAUGGCUGCGCAAAGCUGCAUUUGGACAUAUUUGUGCGCCCUCCGCCUGACUCUCCUCGCGCUGCCGCUGCUGUUGGCAAACACAGAGGCGCGAAUCGGCUAUUUUUGGCACAUCACCGAUCUUCACUUGGACACAUUUUACUCGACGCAAGGCGACGUUAUGCACAGUUGCUGGCGCAUCGACGGUCAAUCGCCAAGCAGUUCCAUUCGUUCACCUGGUCGUUUUGGCGAUUACUUUUGCGAUAGUCCUUGGAGCCUAAUUGAGUCGGCAGCGAAAGCGAUGAAGACUCGACAGGGUGACAAUGUCGAGUUCGUUCUGUGGACAGGCGAUGGCUUAUCACACUCGGCGCUGAAGGAGUCCGAUACGAAGAGAUUGGAGAUCCUGCGCAACAUCACCGAUUUGCUGGGUCGCACAUUCUCGUCGCAGUUUGUGUUUCCAGUGCUCGGCCAUGAGGAUGGCACCACAAACUUUCGCCACUUGGGCGAACUCUGGCGGCAUUGGCUGCCAUCGGAGGCACUACACACGUUCGAGAAGGGUGGCUACUACUCCAUUGAGCAGACGAAGAGUCGCCUGCGUAUAAUUGCGCUGAACACGAAUUUCAUGCGGCACGAUCACAAGUCUCCGCCCAGCCAUCUGGCGGCGGUGCGGCAGCGUACUCCAAUGUCUGGCGGCAGCGGCGGUGAUUCCGAAUACAAGACCUACUACUAUCAUCACGGCUCCAUACACCAACACCAUGGACAUUCGUCGAGCGAUUGGAUGAGUCAUGGCGGCGGUUAUGGCGGUUACAAUGGUGGACACCAUCGUGGCAUGAAUGCCAUACCGGCUUUGAGUGUGGGCGAUGGCGAGGGACGCGUCAGUGCGCUCUCCGAGUAUGAGACCCAGGAUGCCGAGAAACAAUGGCUCUGGCUAGAGGAGGAGCUUAUCAAGUCGAGAAUUAACAAAGAAACGGUCUACAUUGUGGGACAUAUUCCACCCGGUUCGGAUGAACGGCUCAUCGGCUUGCAGCAAAAUGGUCGCACCACUUUCACCGAAACGAAUAAUAAACGCUAUCUGGAAUUGGUGCGAAAGUAUUCCUCAAUCAUCCAGGGGCAGUUCUUCGGCCAUCUGCAUUCGGACUCUUUUCGCAUUAUAUACGACGACAAUGGCAAACCGGUUUCAUGGAUGAUGAUUUCACCGUCCGUAACGCCAAGGAAGCUGAAUGUGGGUUCAAAUAACCCGGCCAUGCGGCUCUACAAGUUCGAUACGGACUCUGGUCAGGUUCUGGACUACACGCAGUACUUCAUGGAUUUGCAAUUGGCGAAUCAGGUGGGCGAACCCAACUGGCUUCCGGAGUACAACCUCACCCAUUACUACGCGCUCAGUGAUAUAUCGGCGGUUUCGCUGCACAAUUUCGUAGAUCGCUUCACCAGCGGCGACGGCACCUGGUUUGGCAAAUAUUCCCGCGCCAACACCGUUCGCUAUCAGUCGGAUUCCUGCGAGGGCGUCUGCAUGCUGAACCACUAUUGCGCCAUAACACGUGUGGACUACAAAGAGUUCCGCCAAUGCCUGGAGAAGGAGCAGAGCGCGCUGCGUUCACACGCUCCCGCUGCGCACACGGCGCUCGCCGGCGCCUGCCCCAUUUUAGUGCUGAUGUGCGCAUUGCUGGCAUCCUGUUGUCGCCAGGCUGCUGCGCUACUGCCGAAACUCAUUGCACGCAUGAGAGUGCAACAGCAGCAACAACAACACCUACAUCAACAGCCUUUUGUCGAAAAGAAAAAGCGACAAAUUGAAUUCGCCGCGUUGGCGCUGGCCAUGACUACAGCUUCCAAAUACCGGACCGCAAUAUCAGCGAUGUUAUUAAACGGCAGAAUGGCAGCAUUUGCUCUGCUGCUCGGGAUAUUGUUGAUGCUGCAAUAUGCGUUGGAGCGCAACUAUCGAGGCACGAGCACCGCACCACCACCGCCGCCGAAGGAGGGUCAACUGAGUGCGAAAAUGGCUGCAAAUAAAAUGGAAAAUUUUUACAUGCAACGGACAAUGUUGCAGCUAAGGACUGGUAGCAUGCUGCUGCGGGCGGGCCACGGUAGGGUGCCAUUACAACGGCCAGCAACACUCUACUGCAACGGCGCUUGCUGCUGUCGGUUUAAUAUUACCGUUGUGGCAAGCAGCGACAUGAGAACCAAUGCGGCUGAUAACAAUGCAACACUGUGGCAACUGUGGCAUGACGUGGCGCAAGAAAAUGCUACUGACAAUAACUAUGCCCGUCAUGCAAUAAUUCCAAUUUCAACUGUGCAACAGCGAUUGCCACAAUGCAACACCGUCAAUUACAGGUCGCUAAGUCUGGAGCGGCAACUUCUUUGUAUAUUAUGUUUCAUAAUGAGCUGCGUGCGGCCUCAAAGCAGCGGGCUGCGCUUACUACCAGGUGCCCUGUGCACCGAUACCACCGCCAACAUACCCAACAAACUGCUUAAUACAAACACGCCCACUGAAAUGCUGGACGCCGCCUCGUGCUGCAAUCGCUUUAGCCAACAACAAACACACCGACGUUGGAGCGUCCAGAGUCCCGCUUCACAUUAGUAACGCUCGGUAUUGCUUAGCUUAGCUUUUUUAUCGUAAUUUAGUGUUUAUUAUUGCAACAAAUGAUAUUCAAGGAACGCGUAAGCGGCAGUUGGAUGAAUGUGUGGUCAUAGUUGAUAUAAUGUGCGAGCUUCUUAGUUCAUGAAGUACCGGCAAAACAUAUAAGCUGUUGUUUCUAUAAUAAUGAGGCUGUGGUGAAUCAUAAAAUAAAGAAGUUCUGCAGAAAAAUAAUCCCAACUCAGGACUUCUGUAUGUCUUGAGCUGAGUCGCCUAUACUUAUUUGCCAUAUUUUGAAGGGGUUCAACUUUCUAGCACGGAUAAUUUAGACCUUCUCGAAGCUAUAUGCUGUUUCUAUUACAAACCAAGCGGAGUGGAGGUUGGAAGCUAUAUUUAUAAUUAGUCUCUCUCAAAGCGUUGGAAAUCUCUACCCAAAUGUUGGUAGUCUUUAAAGCUCUCAUGCGUAAACGCUUAUUUCGCAUACUUGAUGCUAGAGUUUGCAGCACAAUUAUCUUAAUGUAUUUCAUAGUUUGGCGAAAUAAACCUUCGGCACCAAGUAUGUCGACAGCUGAAUUAGCAUCUAUGUAAAAGCGAAUCCAAAAAGGCAAUUGGAAGUAGAAAAAGUUGAGGGAAGCAUAAAACAUAAUUUAGAACCUUGGCACUAUUUAGUUAUCCACAGAUAUAUAAGGAUAUAUAUACAGGGUUUGUCCGGAAAGUAAUAAGACUGAGUCGAUUUAAAAAAAAUUAUUGUACCAAUCGUUGAAAUUCUUUAAAAACUUUCAAAAUAGGCUCCCUAUGCAUCGAUGUAGCGCUGCCAGCGCGAUGGCGUCCCGGAAGACAUUUUACGGUAUAGCCUUGAGAGCCACGGUGCAUGUUGCUUGGAUGCCCUCUGUCGUCUCACAAUGCUUGCCAUUCAUUGGCCGUUUCGCGCAAGGAAACAAAAAAGUCCUGCUGCGGAAGAAUUGAGAUGCUUGCCUUGGUUAGAUAGCUGUUCAUAAGAAAGGCGGUGUAAUCUGAAGUGUUGUCUUGGCCAAAAGCCUGCGAUAACUUGUCGGACUUUCGUUUGAGUCUCUUGAGGACCUCCACGUAAAACUUGGCGUUGACGGUUUGUCCAGGGGGAAAAAAUUCAUGGUGGACGAUUCCUUUGAUCUCAAAAAAAAAAUAAUGAGCAUUGUUUUCACUUUAGAUUUGCACAUUCUUCCUUUCUUUGAGCGAGGACCUCUUCUCGGCUUUCCAAAAAGGCCUGGUGCCACCGAA